This is a messenger RNA of Hansenula ciferrii, 1536 nucleotides long. RefSeq names its product Git1p (gene GIT1). The coding region runs from base 1 to 1536 and encodes 511 amino acids. Gene Ontology annotation, cellular component: plasma membrane. NCBI's taxonomy places the organism in Eukaryota, Fungi, Ascomycota, Saccharomycetes, Phaffomycetales, Wickerhamomycetaceae. The transcript has a single exon. Gene Ontology annotation, molecular function: carboxylic acid transmembrane transporter activity. The record is from RefSeq and is a predicted model, not a curated record. Gene Ontology annotation, biological process: carboxylic acid transport; transmembrane transport.
AUGUCAAAUCAACAAGAAGUUAUUGAACAACAAAUCAAUACUAAAAUUGAAAUUGAUAAUCCAAAUGGUCAUCAAAUUAAAUAUGAUGGUGAAGCAAGAUUAAACAGAUAUGCUAAAAAAAAAUCAAUAUCUGAUAUCUUCACAGUUAUUGCUUCAGGUGUUGCAUUAAUCUCUGAUGGUUAUCAAAAUAAUUUAAUGACAAUGUUAAAUGCCUUAUUUGCUCAACAAUACGCAAAAGCAUAUACUGGUGAUAUGAAAACCGCUGUAUCAAAUGCUCUUUUAGUUGGUGAAAUCUUGGGUCAAUUUGGUAUUGGUAUUACAUGUGAUUAUAUGGGUAGAAAAGCUGCAAUUGUUUGGACUACAGUUAUGAUUGUUAUUGGUUCAAUCAUGGCAACUGCAGCUAAUGGUGUUACACAUACUGGGAUGUUUUGGAUGCUUGUUGUUUCAAGAGGUUUAAUUGGUGUUGGUGUUGGUGGUGAAUAUAGUGCAUGUUCAAGUGCAACUUCUGAAGCUGCUAAUGAAACUACAAAGAAAAGGGGUAGAAUUUUUUGUCUUGUUACAAAUUUACCAUUAUCAUUAGGUGGUCCUUUUGCUAUUAUUGUGUUUUUGAUUGUUUUGAGUGCUGCGGGGGUUAAACAUUUAGAAGUUGUUUGGAGGGUUUGUUUUGGGUUAGGUAUUAUUUGGCCAGUUAGUAUUUUCUAUUUUAGAUACAAGAUGGCUGCAUCACAUUUAUAUAAAACUUCAGCAAUGAAGAAAAAUGUUCCAUAUUUAUUAGUUUUAAAAUAUUAUUGGCCAAGAUUAUUAGGUACUUGUGGUUGUUGGUUUAUUUAUGAUUUUGUUACUUUCCCAAAUGGUAUUUUUUCAUCAACAAUUAUUGCAAGUGUUUUAGAUGAUACAAAAGAUUUGAAAAAAGUUGCAGAAUGGACUUUAUUAUUAACAAUUAUCGCAUUACCAGGUGUUAUUCUUGGUGCAUUAGUUGUUGAUAAAUGGGGUAGAAAAUAUUGUUUAAUGGUUGGGUUUUCAGGUUAUUUAGUUAUUGGUUUAGUUAUUGGAUGUGCUUAUAACAAGAUCAAGGAAAUUACACCAUUAUUUAUUAUCUUUUAUGGUAUUUUUAAUAGUUUUGGUAAUUUUGGUCCUGGUAAUUGUAUGGGUUUAACAUCAUCUGAAAGUUAUGCUACACCGGUUCGUGGUACUUUAUAUGGUAUUUCAGCUGCAAUGGGUAAAGUUGGUGCUGCAGUUGGUACACAAUGUUUCACCAAGAUUCAAGAAAACUUGGGUAAACAAUGGACUUUUAUCAUUGCUGCUAUAUUGGGUUCUGUUGGUGUUGUAUUAGCAUUUUUCACAAUUCCACAUUUAAAAGAAGAUGAUUUAUUAAUGGAAGAUAUCUUGUUUGAAAAAUACUUGAGAGAAAAUGGUUAUAAAGGACAAAUUGGUUUACAAGAUGGAUCUUCAACUACUGAUGAUUAUAGUUCUGUGGAAAGAAUCACUAUUGAUGAACCAUUAAAGAAUGAUGAUUCUCGUAAAACAUCAAUUUGA